Molecule: messenger RNA, 4115 nt
Organism: Cygnus olor (mute swan)
Lineage: Eukaryota; Metazoa; Chordata; Aves; Anseriformes; Anatidae
Gene: KCNS1
Product: potassium voltage-gated channel modifier subfamily S member 1
Exons: 3
Coding region: 579-2306 (575 amino acids)
Biological process (GO): protein homooligomerization; potassium ion transmembrane transport; regulation of delayed rectifier potassium channel activity
Cellular component (GO): voltage-gated potassium channel complex; membrane
Molecular function (GO): delayed rectifier potassium channel activity; protein binding
Source: RefSeq, a predicted model, not a curated record
GGGCUGAGCAGGGACCGGGGAGGAGAGGAGCCGGCAGCCCGGGAUGCUGCGGGGAGCUUGGCGCACGGGGUACCCCUGCCGUGCACUCCGGAGGUGGGUGUAGGGGAGCCCCUCUGCCCCCGGGUCUUCUGCACCCCCCCCAGGAACCUCAGGGCAGGGUGUGGGGUUCCCCCUUUUCCUCCCCAAAGCUGUGCACCCAGUACCUGGGAGCAGAGGCACCGCGCACGGCAGCAUCCGCAGCAGGCGCUGGGCUCCUGCUCACAGCCGACCCCGGAGCUUUUGGUAACCGCCCCCCUCCUGCACCCCAAAAAAGAGCCGGGAGUCCCCCAGCCGCCUGCACCCAGCCCAGGGCACUUCAGUGGCCUCCGAGCACACGGCAGCAGCUCACGCUCUGGCUGCAGAGAGCUGCCAGCAGCGGGAAACCCCUCCGUGCUCCCCCCACCCCGCCGCCUGAGGGUCCUGAGCAUCUUCAGCUCGACGGGCACAGGGAUGCUCAGCGGCGGGGACAGGGCACAUGGGCAUCCCAGGGAGAGUGUCACCUCCCCAGUCCUGCCCCAGCCGCCCCCAGCACACAGCCCAUGGAUGGGGACACCCCCCCGGGACGUCAGCCAGCCCUGCUGUCCGCCUGGAUUCCCCCAGCCCUGCCCCGAUCCCACGGGCAUCCCAGCCGGGGCUUGCCCCAGCAGCCUGCCACCAGCACCCCGGCACACCUGGGAGGCGCAGGGCCACGAGCCCAGAGCGACAGGGUGCUUAGGGCUGGGCUGCAGGCAAGGGAUGAAGGCUUUCCUCCUCUGCGUAUUUCUAAUGGCUCCUCCGAGACCAGCCCCACGACUCCCCGCCGGGAAGCCUCGCUGAGCUGUGGACCAGCCCCUGCUCUGCUGAUCAUGGUCAACAAGACCUUAACCUACUGGGGUCCCGGCUUCGAGGAGGACGUUAUCAACAUCAACGUCGGGGGGCUGAGGCGGCGGCUCAGCUCCAGCGCCCUCUCCAAGUUCCCUGACACCCGCCUGGGGCGCCUGCUCUCCUGCGACUCGGAGGAGUCCAUCCUGCAGCUCUGCGAUGACUACGACGUGAGCGCCAGGGAGUUCUACUUCGACCGAAACCCCGGCUUCUUCCUCUACGUGCUCCACUUCUACCAGACGGGGAAGCUGCAUGUCAUGGAGGAGCUCUGCGUCUUCUCCUUCUGCCAGGAGAUCGAGUACUGGGGCAUCAACGAGUUCUUCCUGGACUCCUGCUGCAGCUACCGCUACCAUGAGCGCAAGCUGGAGGGCCGGCACCACAACUGGGACGAGGAGAGCGAGGUAAGCAGCGUGGACACGUCUCCGGACGAGAUCUCCGACAUCAACCACGAGCUGCUGCGCUACAGCACACUGCGCUGCGGCAACGCGCGCAAGCGCCUCUGGCUCACCAUGGAGAACCCCGGCUACUCCAUCCCCAGCAAACUCUUCAGCUUCGUGUCCAUCAGCGUGGUGCUGGUCUCCAUCGCCACCAUGUGCAUCCACAGCAUGCCCGAGUACCAGGACGCGGACGAGGCCGGCAACGUGCUCAACGAAGCCGUCCUGCACAAACUGGAGUAUUUCUGCAUCUCCUGGUUCACCUUCGAGGUGUCCUCCCGCCUCCUGCUCUCCCCCAACCCCAAGAAGUUCUUCAAGCACCCCCUGAACCUGAUCGACAUCGUCUCGGUGCUGCCCUUCUACUUCACUCUCUUGGUGGACCUGACCAUGGGCAGCGACUCGGAGCUGGGCAACCUGGGCAAGGUGGUGCAGGUCUUUCGGCUCAUGAGGAUAUUCCGGGUGCUGAAGCUGGCUCGGCACUCCACAGGGCUGAGGUCCCUGGGGGCCACCUUGAAGCACAGCUACCGGGAGGUGGGCAUCCUGCUGCUCUACCUGGCCGUGGGGGUCUCCGUCUUCUCUGGCGUGGCCUACACCGCGGAGAAGGAGGAGGAUGUCGGCUUCGACACCAUCCCGGCGUGCUGGUGGUGGGGCACAGUCAGCAUGACCACGGUGGGCUACGGCGACGUGGUGCCCGUCACUGUGGCGGGCAAGCUGGCUGCCUCGGGCUGCAUCCUGGGGGGCAUCCUGGUGGUGGCACUGCCCAUCACCAUCAUCUUCAACAAGUUCUCCCACUUCUACCGCAAGCAGAAGGCGCUGGAGGCCGCCGUGAGGAACAGCGAGAAGAAAGACCCCGAGGACACGGAGAGCUGCUCCAGCCACGACCGGGACUCGGAGGCUCUGAGCGAAACCUCCCUGGGCAGAGGCAGCCCCGACCGCCGUGGUCUGACCCCCGGCGGCCUGCCUGCCCCCUGAGCCCCCCGGGACGUGGCGGAGGGGCCGGGCUUCCCCGUCUCCCAGCCCCACACAGGGGACAGGAGGGGCUGGGGACGGUGCCCACCGGCUGCUGCCAGCCCCAGGGCGGUGGGAGGCAGCAGCUGGGGCAGUUUGGAUGCGUCUCAGCUGGACAUACCCCAGCCAGGGGACAGGAAGGGAGAGGGGAGAAAAGAAAUGUGGGUGACCCCAAACAGGCGCUGCCCUGGGUGCGUGAAGGGUGGUUUUCCUCUGCCCUAAAGUUGUGCAUCAUCUAGGGCAUGGUGAAAAAGCUUGGGGUGAGAUGUACCCCACGCAGGUCGGUGCCAGCGCUGGUCCCAGCCUCUCCCUGCCUGUGUGUCCUCGGCUGGGAAAGGCCUCAGACAGCCCAGCAGGCUGCGGGAAGGGGACGGAGCAAAGUGAGCCUCGGAGGAGCUGCGGUGCCCGGCUUGGGUGAGCCUCACUGCCCCCAGCCCCUGCGGCAGGACCGGCUGCAGGAGGUGGGCUUUCACCGCUCCUUCCUUGCUCCAUCCCUACCCGUGGGGCUCCUGCACCAUGGAGCGUCCGUUCCAGAGAUGUUACUGCUGCUGCUGCUGCUGCUGCUGCUGCUGCUGGCACCCGGCCCACGCAGCAGAGAAGAGGCAGAGUGCCUGCAAAGGGCUGCCGGGGAGCAGACACAAGGGAUGCUCCUGGGCACCGAGAAGCUGCCUUGGCCACUGCCGUGUGCCCCUGGUUUCCAGUGCUGGAGGAGCUGCCGCCCUGGGGUGAUGAAUGAAGCUUGAGAGAUCUGACACGUGCCCUGCUCCCCAGCCUCACCCCGCUGCCUCGUCCCCCUGCCCUGGUGCCAGGCAGGGGCAGCAGCGGUGCCAGGAGCCGGGGGGCAUCGCCCCCAUGCCCACAGGGAGCUGAGCCCCCCGGGGCUCCCCUUUGCAGAGGAGGCAGCCCCGGCAGGACAGAGGAGACCUCGUGCUGCUCCUUGUCACCUCCCUGCCUGAGCCCCUCCCAGGGGCACGCAGGGCACCCCCGUCCCAUCCACACCCUGAUUCAGCUGCACACGUUCAGGGCUGCUCCUGGCACAGCACUAAUUCCCUACAGAGCUUUUCCUUGACCCCCCAGUUCUCUGUCUGGAAAUCGUGCGGCAGUUCUGUGCACACAGGAAUGUGCCCAGCAAGCCCCAAACUACUCCGAUGGCUACAGGACGGCCCCAGCCACCCGCAUCGCAGUGCUUGUCACCGGCCGUCCUGGCUGGCGUUCAGGGCACCGCGUGGGGGACACCGCGGUUGGUGACAGCUCUGCCACAGCGACCUGCUGACCACGGGGAUAAAAGACAAAACCGUGUGGGUCCAGCCGCCCUGAACUCAGGUGGGACCAGGGCAUCCCCGGGGAGCAGCAGGGGGUGCAGGUGCCCACGCUCCUGGCGCCAUCGAGUCUUCCAGUACGGCCGUGCCGUGGUCUGUCCCGCACUCACCGCCCGCCCCGGACCAGCUCCUGCUGCACCGUUACUUGAACAAAGGAAGGAGUUUCCCUUUCUCUCCAUAAAUACCCCAGUAGCAAAAUGUACGAAAAAAAAAUGUGAAGACUAAAUUACAUGUAUUAACUAAGAAGCAUUAUGCAAAUAAUUAAAAGAGCAUGUAAAUUAAUUUUCUAUCUAUGCAUGGGAUGCAUACGGUAUAUUUUAUUAAAGAUCUGAGUGACCCACCUCGGCGGCUGGCUCUGUUUCGUGCCCCGUUAAUCCAUGGGUUUGGGGCAGGGGCAGACAGAAAGUGGGAACAACCCCCAGGAGCUGCCAGGCCGUUUGCAGAGCGAUUCCUG